AGAGAGAGAGAAAAAGGGAGGGAGGAAGAGAGAAUGCUUAGAGCUCUUAGUCAUGUGAUUUUUUUGUUUGUAUUUUUUUACAGUCUCAUAGCGAUUAAAUGUUAGCAGUCCCAGACUGUUCGGAUAUUUUUCCACACUUUCCUAACGCUUUUAUUUCUCUGACUCAGACUCCUUCUUUCAUGGGUCUAUGCCAGCACAUUUUCUGAUGCCUUUUUUCUGUCCUUUCUUUUCUCUUUUUUUUUUCUCCGUUCCUGCUUAAAGGGCGAGUCGGUCCAGCUGUGUAAUGCGUGAGUGAAACGGCUGCUCGUGUUUUAGUGUUGUAAUUCAGGAGAAAGGGAAAAAUAGAGAGAGAGAGAGAUUUGGAAAUGCUGUAGUCAGUCACGAGGAGCAGUGUAUGUGUGUGUGUGUGUGUGUGUGUGUGUGAGGGGAGGGGGGGAAAACAACGAAGCAAACGUGCGAGGGGAGUGGAAGUGUUUAUUUAACCUGUGUCACGGAGGGACAGAAAAGGUGUGAACCAGUCAGUGUGCCACUGGUGUAGCUUAACGCCUGGGCAUCAUUCUCUGUUCGCCGACCUCAUAGGAAAGGACCCAGGCAGGAGAGCGACUGGUAGUCAUUGGAAGACACUUAACAUUUUCUAAAAGAGGAGAGGGAGAGAGAGGGAGAGAGGGGGAGAUAGAGAGACUGUGGGGAGGAGAGAUAAACAGAGAGAGUGAGAGAGAGAGAGAGUGUGAGAAGUAGAAAGAAGCUGGAAGAAGUAGACGGCAUGAGUAAGUGAAAGAAGGAAAAGGCAGGUAGUUUUGAUGAGGGCCAGAGAUCAUGAUGAGAUUAACAGGCACGUGAACUUAACCUACAGACACACACACGCUUCGGUGCGGUAGAAGGACUUUGAGUAAUCGGCAGACACACACACCUGCCGACCCCAGCAAACGGUAACGGAGAACACACAGGAACUGAGGAGCACAGAGACAGGAGGAGGAGGAGGGGUGGAAGAGGAGGAAAGAGGAAGAUGAGAUACCGUGGGAGGGAGGUUGGGGUGAGAUUAGUGAUGGAGGGUGCUCUGACGGCGAGGGACCGGGUGGGGGUGCAGGACUUCCUGCUUCUGGAGAACUACACCAGCGAGGCGGCCUUCAUUGAGAACCUGCGCAGACGCUUCCGCGAGAACCUCAUCUAUACGUACAUUGGUUCAGUGCUGGUGUCAGUGAACCCAUAUAAGGAGCUGGAGAUCUACUCCCGGCAGCACAUGGAGCGCUACAGAGGAGUGAACUUCUACGAGAUCUCCCCUCACAUCUUUGCCCUUGCGGAUAACUCGUACCGGGCGCUGCGCACGGAGCGGAGAGACCAGUGCAUCCUGAUCUCGGGGGAGAGUGGCGCAGGCAAGACUGAGGCCUCCAAGAAGAUCCUGCUCUACUACACCACCACCUGCCCCGCCCGCGAAAACAACGCCUCUAUUCGGGAGAGGCUGCUGCAGUCCAACCCUGUGCUGGAGGCUUUUGGAAAUGCCAAGACUCUUCGGAAUGACAACUCAAGCCGGUUUGGGAAAUACAUGGAUAUCCAGUUUGACUUCAAGGGUUGUCCUAUCGGAGGCCACAUCCUGAACUACCUGCUGGAGAAGUCCCGUGUGGUGCACCAGAACCAUGGGGAGAGGAACUUUCACGUGUUCUACCAGCUUCUAGAAGGAGGAGAGGAGGAUCUGCUGAAGAGACUGGGGCUGGAGAGAAACCCCCAACAGCACCACUACCUAGUGAAGGGAUGUUGUCCACGAGUGAGUUCCAUCAAUGAUCGGAAUGACUGGAAAACAGUAAAUAAAGCCUUGACCAUUAUCGGCUUUAAUGAAGCGGAGGUGGAGAAACUGUUUGAUAUUGUGGGCAGUGUCAUUCAUCUGGGAAAUACUCAGUUUGGGGAAGACGAAGACGGGGAGACCCACAUCACUACAGAGACUCAGCUCAGGUAUCUUUCUAAGCUGUUAGGAGUAAAUGGGUCAGAACUGAGUCAAGCCCUCACCCACAGGAAAAUCACCGCCAAAGGAGAAGAGAUGGUCAGCCCCCUGAAUUUAGAGCAGGCAAUAUUGUCUCGUGACGCCUUGGCCAAAGGGGUGUAUCGGCGCACCUUUACCUGGCUUGUGGCGAAAAUCAACCAAUCACUGGCUUUCAAGGAUGAUAUCUACUAUUCUGGCAAGUGCUCCUCUGUAAUUGGACUGCUGGACAUCUAUGGAUUUGAGGUCUUUCAGAUCAACAGCUUUGAGCAGUUCUGCAUAAACUACUGCAAUGAGAAACUACAGCAGCUGCUCAUAGAGCUCACACUGAAGAGUGAACAGGAGGAGUACGAGGCUGAGGGGAUUGCGUGGGAGCCUGUGAAUUACUUCGACAAUAAGAUCAUAUGUGACCUGGUGGAGGAGAAGCACAAAGGCAUCAUUGCUAUUCUGGAUGAGGAGUGCCUCAGACCUGGAGAUGCCAGUGACAUCACCUUUCUGGAAAAAAUGGAAGACACCCUCGGAGGCCAUGCACAUUUUGUCACUCAUAAGCUGGCCAAUGGGAAGACUCGUAAAGCAGUUGGCAGGGAGGAAUUUCGACUACUGCACUAUGCUGGAGAGGUCAACUACAGUACCAAUGGGUUUCUGGACAAAAAUAACAAUCUCCUCUACAGAAACCUCAAGGAGGUCAUGUGCCAGUCAGAGAACCCGAUCAUGAGUCAGUGCUUUAAUCGAGAGGAGGUGAUUGAUCAGAAACGGCCAGAGACGGCUGCUACCCAGUUUAAAUUCAGUCUGGCAAAGCUGAUGGAGAUCCUCAUGUCAAAGGAGCCAUCCUACAUGCGCUGCAUUAAACCCAAUGAUGGCAAACAGCCAGGUCGUUUUGAUGAGGUGCUGGUGCGUCACCAGGUGAAGUAUCUGGGCCUGAUGGAGAGUCUAAGGGUCAGGAGAGCAGGCUUUGCUUACCGCCGCCAUUACCAGGCCUUCCUACAGAGGUAUAAGUCCCUCUGCCCGGACACCUGGCCUAGCUGGGAGGGGAAUCUGGCCGAUGGUGUGGCAACGUUGGUCAAACAUCUGAGCUACACGCCAGAGGAGUACAAACUGGGAAGGUCCAAAAUCUUCAUCCGCUUCCCGAGGACGCUCUUCAUCACAGAGGAUGCUCUGGAGGCCAGGAAGCCCAGUAUGGCCACCAUUUUGCAAACCUCCUGGAGGGGCUACAGAGAAAGGGCCAAAUACCACCGCACCAGACGAGCAGUGGUCGCCAUCCAGUCAUGGUGGAGGGGUGUGAAAGGACGGAGGAGGGCGAAGCGUCGCAAAGAAGCAGUGGACACCAUACGCAGUUUCAUCAAAGGCUUCAUCCUGAGAGACGAGCCUCGCUGUGCCGAUAAUGAGUACUUCUUGGAUCACAUGCGCUUCUCCUUCCUCAUGACGCUGAAGAGGAACAUGCCCAAAACUGUGCUGGACAAGAGCUGGCCCCAACCUCCCGUGGCACUCACAGAGGCUUCUGAACACCUGCACAGACUCUGCAUGCGCAACAUGGUGCGGGCCUACUGCAGGAGAGUGCAGCCAGAGUGGAAAAACCAGAUGGAGCAGAAGGUUAUAGCCAGUCAGAUCUUUAAGAACCAAAAAGACUGCUACCCGCAGAGUGUGCCAAAGCUGUUUGUGGGCACCAGACUGGAGACAGAGGAGAUCAACCUUAAGGUGAUACAGACUCUCGGCAAUGACAAGAUGAAGUAUGGUGCGUCCGUCAUUAAAUAUGACCGACACGGUUUCCGGCCGCGGCCGCGGCAGCUCCUGCUGACCAGCUCCGCUGUGGUUCUGGUGCAGGAGGCCAAGGUGAAGCAGCGGAUCGACUACAGUACCCUGCUCGGUAUCUCUGUGAGUUCCCUCUCGGAUGGCUUCUUUGUUCUGCACGUGCCCACCACAAACACCAAACAGAAGGGAGACCUGGUGCUGCAGUGUGACUAUGUGAUUGAGACCGUCGCCAAACUUGCCAUUAUGGCUGACAAGAUCCACAACGUCAACGUCAGUGAGGACAGUAUUAAGUUCGCUGUGGCCCGGGGCAAGGAGGGAGUAAUUGAGUUCACCUGCGGUGCGGAGCUCAGGGUGGUCAAGUCCAAAGGAGGCGUCCUGGCUGUGACUGCCCCUCAGCUCAACCCAACUCCAAGAUGAUGAUGAUGAUGUUGAUGAAGGCCAACCAAUGCCAGCUUGCGAUGAUCAGUAAUAGUGGACCAAUUAUUUCACAGAACGAUUACCUGCUUUAGCCAAUCACUAAGCACAAAGCCACAUUUUUGUUUGAUUUUUUUAAUUGUGAAAUUAGAGUAUUUUACACUGCCAUACACUGCACAUGACUACAGUAAAGCAUCACUUCUUAAUUUAAUACAAAAUGCUAACCUCAUUUGCUUCGCUUCUCAGUAAAAGAAAAUAAAAACACUAAAGAGAGACAACCACUGAAUGUAUGACUUUAGAAGGCUAAUGAAAAGUGUGUCCACAUACCAAAUGUAACCUCUAUUUUAUUUGCUACUGCACCCAUCUUUGGAAAAGGGUACAACGUGCAAACUUUUAAGAGGUGCAAACUUUUAAGAGACUUCAAAAGAUCAACUAAAUGAAGAGGGCGGUCAUCUUCAGGCAAUAAUCUUAAACCCCCUCUCUCUUUGUUGCAGUGGCAACAUAGCACAACUUUUGGGCCGACAAAGCCCAGUUUAGUUUAAGUUCACUGCUUCACUGUUCGGAGAAGAAGAAGGGUGGACCCAUAAAAGUGGUGAUUGCUUGUUGAAGUUUGUUGCUUAUUUCUUUGUAUACAUUUCACUGCUUUUAAGUAUGAAAUAAUUUAUGUUUAUUUCUGCUGAAUUUUUGAUUACAUGGCAAUUUCUCUGAAUGUCUUUUUUUUGUUCAUUUUCAAACAGACUAACCUAAUGAGAAUGAUGAAUUGUAUCAUCACUAGCAGAAUGCCAUUAAUUAAUUCAUUAAUUAUUUGAAUGUUAGAAUCCUUAAAGCUGUUUACCCACUAUUUUGGUCUUCAUCUUUUGUUAUUUGCUAAGAAUAUGCCCUUGCGUAUAAUUUUCUAUCCUAGAAACAUUUCUCAUCAAAUCCUUUCACGUUUCACUGUAUAUGCUGUAGGGUCAUGAAGUAUUACCAAAUCCUAAAUGUUCAAAUGGCAGAAUCUGCUCUUCCUAUGCUAUAAACUAUUCUUAAAUUAGUCUUUGCAAAUAAUGUAUUGUUACUAAAGACUACGAAUGCAAGAACAUAGGCCCUACUUCUUUUUGUUGGUAGUACCUACAGAAGUUGAAAUUCUGGACACUUCUAGGGUAGGAAGGUGUUCAUAUUCACCUGUUCUCUGUGAUAUGUAUUUCUACUUCAGUAACCUCAUUGUCAGUGAGAAUCACAUCCCAUUUGAAAAGCUUUGCAUUACUCAAAACAAGUCCAUAUUCUUUCUUAUGCAUCUUUAUUGAGUCACAUUCCUUUUGUAAUGUAAACAAAAUGACAAAGCAAAAUAAUACAAUAACACGGCUUCUAACAGAACAAAACAUUUAAAACAGUAACAAAUAAAUAUCACCUGAAAAACGUAA
Molecule: messenger RNA, 5535 nt
Organism: Clupea harengus (Atlantic herring)
Lineage: Eukaryota; Metazoa; Chordata; Actinopteri; Clupeiformes; Clupeidae
Gene: myo1ca
Product: myosin Ic, paralog a
Biological process (GO): actin filament-based movement; endocytosis; actin filament organization
Cellular component (GO): cytoplasm; actin cytoskeleton; plasma membrane
Molecular function (GO): actin filament binding; ATP binding; microfilament motor activity
Source: RefSeq, a predicted model, not a curated record